AUGUGCGGUACCGACAGCAACGAGACCAGUGGCCAAGCGCCCACCAACACCUCACACCCGGCCCAGAAUCACAAUCCUACAUCAUCACCCUAUGCUCAGAUGCAGGACUACAUCUCCAAUGUCAACCGCUACAAGAUUAUCGAGAGCACCUUGAGAGAAGGCGAACAAUUCGCCAAUGCCUUCUUCACCACGGAGAACAAGAUCCAAAUUGCGAAGAUGCUUGACAAGUUUGGCGUUGACUACAUUGAGUUGACGAAUGUUUGCUCAAGCCCCCAGUCGUUCGAGGACUGCAAGAUUAUUUGCGGACUUGGACUUAAGACUAAGAUCCUCACACACGUGAGAUGUUCUAUGGAUGAUGCAAAGAAAGCUAUUGAGGCUGGAGUGGACGGUGUAGAUCUCGUCAUCGGUACAUCGUCCUAUUUGCAGCAAUAUUCGCAUGGCAAAAGCAUUGAAAUGAUCACGAAGACUGCAAUUGAGGUCAUCGAAUAUGUUAAGAGCCAAGGAGUGGAAGUUCGCUUCUCCUCCGAGGACUCCUUCCGUUCCGACCUCGUCGACCUACUUACCCUCUAUAAGGCUGUUGAUAAGGCCGGAGUCCACCGAGUGGGUGUCGCAGACACAGUUGGAGGAGCCACUCCUCGUAUGGUUUACCAGCUCAUCUCGACAUUGCGCUCAGUGGUAGGAUGCGAUAUCGAGACCCAUUUCCAUGAUGACACUGGUUGCGCCGUUGGAAAUGCGAUUAGCGCAUUAGAGGGUGGUGCGACACACGUCGAUACCUCAGUGCUUGGAAUCGGAGAACGGAAUGGCAUUACGAGCCUUGGAGCCCUGAUGGCUCGCAUGGUCGUUUCGGCACCUGAGUACACCAAGUCCAAGUACAACCUCACAAUGCUUAAGGAGAUCGAGGAGUACGUCGCAUCAUGCGUCCAAGUGAACAUUCCCUUCAACAACCCCAUCACCGGAGCCACAGCCUUCACGCACAAGGCAGGAAUCCACGCCAAGGCUAUUCUGGCAAACCCUUCGACAUACGAGAUCAUUGACCCUGCGCUGUUCGGCCUGUCUCGUUACAUCUCGAUCACCUCUCGUAUUACAGGCUGGAACGCGGUCAAGUCCCGCGUGAUCCAACUCGGAUAUGACAUUUCGGACGACCACAUCAAGACCAUUACCGCCAAGAUCAAGCAGAUGGGUGACAUUCGUCCCUUGGCUAUCGACGACACGGACUCAAUUAUCCACGCCUACAACGUGCAGCUUCGGGAGCAGGCCGCUGCCCAAGCGGAGUAG
Fusarium redolens is the source of this 1275-nucleotide messenger RNA. RefSeq lists its product as uncharacterized. Gene Ontology annotation, cellular component: mitochondrion. The record is from RefSeq and is a predicted model, not a curated record. NCBI's taxonomy places the organism in Eukaryota, Fungi, Ascomycota, Sordariomycetes, Hypocreales, Nectriaceae. Gene Ontology annotation, molecular function: homocitrate synthase activity. The coding region runs from base 1 to 1275 and encodes 424 amino acids. The transcript has 16 exons.